AUGCGACGUCAAAGGACUGACAAUCUUUUGCCCAUUAAUACUGAAAUUGAAAGGACUUGCAGACCGAAUAGAAAGCAAAAACAGGUAGCAGAGAUGGCCCAACAUCAAGGCAAUGUGUUGAAUGGGGACGCUGCUGAGCCAGCAGUUCACCCACUCAGAGAAUAUGUACUUCCCGCUGUUACUGGAGUACAAUCAUGCAUCCAACCGCUGGCAGUUGCAGCCAAUAAUUUUGAAAUUAAGACGACAAUUUUGCAAAUGGUCCAGUCUACUGUCCAGUUUGGUGGACUCCCUACUGAGGAUCCCAAUACACACAUAGCCAAUUUCCUGGAGCUGUGUGGAACUUUUAAAUACAAUGGGGUCACUAAUGAUGCUAUUAGACUGAGAUUGUUCCCGUUCUCACUGCGGGAUAGAGCUAAAAGUUGGUUGAACUCUCUUCAAGCCAAUUCAAUCACUACAUGGGAGGCAUUAGCUCUGAAAUUUCUUGCUAAAUUUUUCCCUCCAUCCAAGGCUGCAAAGUUAAGAGGGGAAAUUAAUAACUUCCCUCAAUUUGAUGGAGAGUCUCUUUAUGAUGCAUGGGAGAGGUUUAAGGAACUUUUGAGGAAAUGUCCUCAUCAUGGGAUUGAAAAAUGGAUGCUUGUCCAUAAUUUUUACAACGGUUUGUGUGGGACGACUUGCACCAUUAUUGACGCUGCAGCAGGUGGUGCUUUCAUGAGCAAGAGUGCUAAUGAGGCCUAUGAAUUGCUUGAGGAAAUGGCCAUGAAUAACUAUCAGUGGCCUAGUGAACGAGAUAGAAAUAAGAAGGUAGCUAGUAUGCACAAGCUGGAUGCUAUUACCGCUCUCACAACUCAAGUUGCAUCAUUGACCAAGCAACUGCAACAAAAUUCUAUGGCCACUCAGGUCAUGCAAAUCCAAGCGGUAUGUCGUAAUUGUGGUGGUCCUCACCCAUUUGAGCAGUGCAUGGUAGUUGAGAUGAACAACUCCAUUCCCAUGGAACAGGUGAAUAUGAUGGGAAAUUUCAAUAGGCAAGCGAAUAGUCCAUUCUCCAACCCGUUCAAUCAAGGGUGGAGAAAUCAGCCUAAUUUUGCAUGGAGAAAUAAUCAGGGUUUUCAACAAAUUCAGCAGCCUAUGCUUCAAGCUCCACCUUAG
This is a messenger RNA of Humulus lupulus (European hop), 1146 nucleotides long. RefSeq lists its product as uncharacterized. The record is from RefSeq and is a predicted model, not a curated record. The coding region runs from base 1 to 1146 and encodes 381 amino acids. Lineage: Eukaryota; Viridiplantae; Streptophyta; Magnoliopsida; Rosales; Cannabaceae. The transcript has a single exon.